Erigeron canadensis is the source of this 743-nucleotide messenger RNA. RefSeq lists its product as uncharacterized. Bases 34 to 594 code for a protein of 186 amino acids. NCBI's taxonomy places the organism in Eukaryota, Viridiplantae, Streptophyta, Magnoliopsida, Asterales, Asteraceae. The transcript has 3 exons. The record is from RefSeq and is a predicted model, not a curated record.
UAACAUUCAACCCGGCCUUCUCAAAUUUUCUCAAUGGGAAACUGCCAAGCCAUUGAUAAUGCAAGUCUAGUAAUCCAACACCCAAAUGGUGGCAAAGUUGAAAGGUUGUAUUCAAACAUUUCUGCUAGUGAAGUCAUGAAACUUAAUCCUGGACAUUAUGUUGCUUUGCUUCUUACUACUACUUUAUAUUCUACUUCUAAAACACCAUCCACCACCACCAACAAUAGUAAACAAAACAACCUAUCAACCCAACCCUUACGUAUUACUCGAAUCAAACUUCUUAGGCCAACUGAAAAUCUAACCGUUGGGCACAUUUAUAGACUUGUUACUACUAAAGAAGUAAUGAAAGGAUUAAUGGCCAAAAAGAACGGGAAAAGCAGCAAUAAUAUGAGAAAAAUAAUGCCAUCAGAAGACCUGGCCGGAAAACAUGACCCGGUGACCGGAAAAUAUAAUCUACCUGAAAAAACCCACCAUCAGAUGAAGUUGGAAAAAGAUCACCGGAGAAUGGUAGCUCCGGCGAAGUCGUCGGCCGGUGGAAUGAAACCAAAAGGGUGGCAUCCGUCGCUAAAUAGCAUCUCGGAAGCAUCAAGCUAGUUUUAGAAAUAAGUAGUUUUGAUCUGUUUAUAUUUGACCUUUUUUUAGCUUUGUUAUUUUAAUUUUUUGUAUGGUUUCUUUAGGGGACUCAUGAAUAUUAUAUUAUAUUAUUAUCAUAUAUAAAAUUUCAUCUAAGUUGGAAUUUUGAU